Molecule: messenger RNA, 1833 nt
Organism: Oryzias melastigma (Indian medaka)
Lineage: Eukaryota; Metazoa; Chordata; Actinopteri; Beloniformes; Adrianichthyidae
Gene: napbb
Product: N-ethylmaleimide-sensitive factor attachment protein, beta b
Exons: 11
Coding region: 265-1155 (296 amino acids)
Biological process (GO): regulation of synaptic vesicle priming; synaptic transmission, glutamatergic; intracellular protein transport
Cellular component (GO): vacuolar membrane; terminal bouton; synaptobrevin 2-SNAP-25-syntaxin-1a complex
Molecular function (GO): syntaxin binding; soluble NSF attachment protein activity
Source: RefSeq, a predicted model, not a curated record
UUUAAAGAAAUUUAUGAAAACCCCGGUGUAAAAAUAAAAAGGUAAGCCAUGUCUUCGGGAGUUGUAGUUUUUCCGCAGUGACGAUGCGCUCUGGUUAAGGCACGUGACACUUCAUUUCCCACAACCCCUCAGAAUCCCUUUAAGCCUCCGGCCGGGUCACGCCCACGCUAAACCGACUGUAAUCCUCACUGUACACAACAGAAUCCUCCGCGGGGCAUUUCUCCUCUUUCAUAAGUUUUUAUCUUCCACAAACACAAACCGGAAAUGGAUAAUUCUGGGAAAGAGAAGGAGGCGAUUCAGCUAAUGGCGGACGCCGACAAAAAAGUCAAAUCUUCUGGUUCCUUCCUGGGCGGGAUGUUUGGAGGAGGACCUCACAAAGUGGAGGAGGCGUGUGAGAUGUACUGCAGAGCUGCUAACAUGUUCAAGAUGGCCAAGAACUGGAGCGCCGCUGGGAACGCCUUCUGCAAGGCUGCACGUCUGCAUAUGCAGAUGCAGAACAAACACGACUGUGCUACGAGUUUCAUCGAUGCAGGAAACGCCUACAAGAAAUCUGACCCAAAUGAGGCAAUCAAGUGUUUAAAUGCUGCCAUCGAUAUUUACACAGACAUGGGAAGAUUCACCAUCGCUGCCAAACACCACAUCAGCAUCGCAGAGAUCUACGAGUCUGAGCUCGUGGACAUCGAAAAGGCUAUUGCACAUUAUGAACAAGCUGCAGAUUACUACAAAGGAGAAGAAUCAAACAGCUCUGCUAACAAGUGUCUGCUGAAGGUCGGAGCUUACUGCGCUCAGCUGGAGCAGUACCAGAAAGCCAUCGAGAUCUACGAGCAGGUGGGAGCGAACACCAUGGACAACCCGCUGCUGAAAUACAGUGCCAAAGAGUACUUCUUCAAAGCCUCUCUCUGCCAUUUCAUCGUGGACGAGCUCAAUGCGAAGAUCGCCGUUGAGAAGUACGAGGAGAUGUUUCCGGCUUUCUCCGACUCCAGAGAAUGUAAACUCCUGAAGAAGCUUCUGGAGGCUCACGAGGAACAGAACAGCGAGGCGUUCACUGAGGCCGUGAAGGAGUUCGACUCCAUUUCCCGUCUGGACCAGUGGCACACCACUCUGUUGUUGCGCAUCAAAAAGACCAUCCAGGGCGACGAGGGAGACCUGAAGUAGCGGGAGGAGUCGAGGCGAAGGAUGCGGCAUGAGGGGAGCACGCCAUCAUGCAUGCUUUCACACACACACACACACAGAUGUUCAUUUUGCUGAUUCUCCACCGUUGUGUUACCGGGCAGAAUGUAAACCCUCGGGCCCUCAGCUCCGCUCAGACCGUGGAGCAUGCCGCGGGUCAGAACCAGCAGGAGCUGCAUGUUUUUUUACAGCGGAUUCUCAGUUCAGUCAGCUUCCGGUUCGCUUUUUAGACGAUGCAACCCAUCUUUUUUUUUAGAAGCAGUUUUUUAGAGCUGAAUAAUUAACAAAAGCAAUCAAGAACUUUAAUUUUUAUGCAUCGAUUGUACUUUUCCUAGAAAAGGGCGAUGAUAUGCACAAGCGUAGACUGUUAAAUGUUUGUAUUUCUACUGGUUCAGUUCGUUCUCAAAGCUGCUGUUUCAUUCGAACGACGUGGAGCUCCUUCCUAAAGGUCCUGGAGCUCAUGUGUGUUAUUAGUCUCAUUUCGUGUCGUGGGUCAUUUCCGCUCCGCACCUUUCAGACGGCCAGUAAACCGCGCAUGUGUGUCGUUCAGUGUUGUGUUCAUGCACUAGUUUUAGACCAAAGUUCCUGUGGGAGCCGGCUGCUUCCUGCUGGAGUGACAGCUUCUUCCCCAGGUCAUCACUAAUAAAAGUAUUACACCCAGAA